This is a messenger RNA of Magallana angulata, 2513 nucleotides long. RefSeq lists its product as uncharacterized. NCBI's taxonomy places the organism in Eukaryota, Metazoa, Mollusca, Bivalvia, Ostreida, Ostreidae. Gene Ontology annotation, cellular component: extracellular region. The transcript has 11 exons. Gene Ontology annotation, molecular function: chitin binding; carbohydrate binding. Bases 125 to 1993 code for a protein of 622 amino acids. The record is from RefSeq and is a predicted model, not a curated record.
UAUCAAGAUCAAAUUCAAAGUUGUUGAACUGGAGGGAGAUGUAUUGGUUUUGAAAAGCAGCGCACUUGCUUAUUUAACGAGUUGAGCUACUCUGAAAAAAAAAUUGUCUUAAAAUACUCAUAAAAUGUUUUCUCUGGGAUUAAUUUAUUUAACAGUAUUUCCUGCCAUUGUUUUUGCUGCCAGCAAUAAUAAGAUUGUCUGUGAAUUCGACACAAAACCUCUCUCGUGUCCCGCUGGUACAACCAUACAAAUAAGAACUGUCAAUUUCGGUCGGACUAACUCCAUUGUUUGUAAGAAGGACCUCACCAUCGACUGUUAUUCCUCUGGGCGCGUAACAGGAUUAGUGGCUCAGAGAUGUAACGGACACGACGUAUGUCAGUUGUCAGCAGACGCUGGAAUUCUGGGAGAAGAUCCUUGUCCCAGCAUUCCAAAGUAUCUCGACAUCCUGUGGGACUGUAACCCUCUUCCGACCACAACUCCGAUGACUACUACUACAACUACAGUUGCCAUGACAACUGCCCAAGCAAAACAAAACCAAGGGCCAGAUGUCUGUCACGGGAAUCUAGUGACCGGCCCCCGCGGAGUACCAGAUAACCAGAUCAAAGCAUCCUCCACGUACAGUAACUCCUCGGGCGACAACUACGCACCGUAUCGGGGUCGGCUUUACAGUUUUAGCCAGAGCUUCCAGAACGGAACAUACCUUAAUGGAGGAUGGUCGGCAAGAGUCAACGACAAGAACCAGUAUAUUCAGGUCCAAUUUAACUCACAAAGCAUUGUAAGAGGAGUGAUAACACAGGGCAGAAACAUCGACUUCCAUACACAGUGCUGCUUCGAACACGUCACUAAAUACACCGUAGAAUAUAGCGUCGACGGCGUUCACUUUGAUCCUGUGAGAGAUUCUAACGGAAACCCGAUCGUAUUCAAUGGAAAUAAUGACCAAGAAUCGGAAGUAACAAACAUGUUCGGGUGUCCAAUCAUCGCCAAGUAUCUGAGAAUCCGACCUGUUGAUUGGAGGAAUCACAUCACCCUUCGAUUUGAGGUGCUCGGUUGUCCCUCCAAAUCAGACCCGUACGGCGUUUGUCCACAAGGAUGGAAAGAGAGACCCGGAAGUGAUACUUGUUAUUUGAUAACGACACGUGAUGCAAAAACAUUUGAUGACGCACGAAAGACUUGUCGUCUGCAACAGGGGGAUCUAUUGGUAGUGGAUGACGUACAGGAAGCUGCUUGGGUUAAGCAGGAACUUGACGGCAUAAAGAAAACGUUCUUUCCAAGUUUCCUGUACCAGGUGUGGAUAGGGAUGUCCAAUGCCCCUCGGACAGAUUCACAAAACUUUAAAUGGGUGAACGGCGCCCCACAUGACGUCAACGUAGUGCCUUGGAAGAAAGGUAAUCCCGAUAACUUCGCUGGAACGGAACAUUGCGCAGAAUUUGUAGACUCCGAACUCAAUGACGUUAAUUGUAAUUCACCAGUUAACUAUAUAUGCGAAAAGAAAAAAUACUGGACUUAUCCCGGGCCCGCCACAACACAGACUCCUCCAGCCACAACGAUGUCGUCAGGAUCCGGAGCUUCUGGAACAGGAAAUUCGGGUACCGGAAGCGGUGGAACAGGAACUGGAACUAACACAGGAAGUAGUGGGUCCGGAAGCGGAACUGGUACAGGUGGUAGUGGGUCGGUGACUAGUGGUGGAAAUGUUGGAACACAUGGAUCACACUCACAGUCUGUCACUACUCCAAGAACAACAACCACUACACAAAAAUCAGGAGCUACCUCAACUACGUCAAACGGCCAGUCUGGACAGUCGCACUUUUUAGCGGGAUGCCAUGAUAUGUCUGAUUGUAUUUACAUCGGGAUCGGGUACCAUCAGUCCUGUAAGGGGUGUAACUACGUCCUAGAAUGUCUGAUCAAUGGUCCAUCUAUCAACCAAUGCCCUCAGGGUUACACGUUUGAUAACAACGUACGCAUGUGCACCACACAAUCAACUACUUGUUACUAAAAUACGAAGACGGUGCAGUUUACGUUAGGAAAUUCAUUUUCUGUUUUGAAUAUAUUGUUUUGACGUUCUGUCAUGUACAUAUAUUAAAAAGAUCAUCCGUUUUUAUUUGUUGUACCUUUUAGAGUCGUAAAUAACUAUAUAUAUUUGAUGAAAUUACGCGUUAUUUUAUAUAUCACAACAGAAAUGUCAUUCUGAGAUAAUGUAAUCUUUUGACAUACGAUGGUCAAUGAAUCAAUCAGAGUUAUUCCUCCUCGUUUCAACGUUCGAAUAUUUAAAUCAACUGUUUAACAAAUUCGACAUUAGACAUGGUGGGCUAAAUAAAAAAAACCCCAAAUGUUGGAACGACCCAAGUACCAAUUAAUAAAAAUUUACGCGCAGAUAUGUAAUUUGUACUUGAUAGGUGGAGAGUUGCUUUUUCGCCUAUGAAACAUUUAUGCUUUUUUCUCCCUUGACAUGAUCCAGGCAUGCAUAUACAACACUUACCAGUACAACUUGUAAAUAAAAAGUAUUUACUACUGUA